Molecule: messenger RNA, 1509 nt
Organism: Neltuma alba
Lineage: Eukaryota; Viridiplantae; Streptophyta; Magnoliopsida; Fabales; Fabaceae
Product: serine/threonine-protein kinase D6PK-like
Exons: 2
Coding region: 1-1509 (502 amino acids)
Biological process (GO): protein phosphorylation
Molecular function (GO): protein kinase activity; ATP binding
Source: RefSeq, a predicted model, not a curated record
AUGGACGAGACACUUGGUAAUGAUGCCGAGAACAUCAAUUCUGAUUCUCUCGUCUGCUCCCUCCAAGAUCCUAGCGUUAGCAAGAUGAGCAAUAAUAGCAAUGUUGAGUCUCAAAGCAGCACAGAAUCCAACAGUUAUGACGAAAGUUACAAGAGCAGCUCCAGCUGUAUGAGCAAUUACUCUAACAGUUGUGAUGCCGAUGAUUCAAGUCUUAGGAGCUUUUGCCCUUGCAAGCCUCACAAAGGCAACGAUAUUCGAUGGGAUGCCAUACAGUUCGUGAAAGCUAAGUACGGAGAUUUGGGUUUGGGACACUUCAGGCUAUUGAAGAAGCUGGGUUUUGGGGACAUUGGGAGCGUGUAUCUGGCCGAGCUUAAAGGGAAGGGUUGUCUCUUCGCAAUGAAGGUCAUGGAUAAGGCAAAGUUGACUGCGAGGAGAAAGAUGUCUAGAGUCCAGACUGAGAGGGACAUUUUGGGUUCCUUGGACCACCCUUUCCUUCCCACCCUUUAUUCUCAUUUCCAAACAGAGAAAUUCUCUUGCUUGCUUAUGGAGUUCUGUAAUGGUGGUGAUCUUCACGUCCUCCGCCAGCGCCAGCCAGGCAAGCAUUUCACAGAGCAAGCUGCAAGGUUUUACGCUUCUGAAGUUCUUCUUGCUCUUGAGUAUCUCCACAUGAUGGGGGUGGUAUACAGGGACUUGAAGCCCGAGAAUGUACUGGUUCGGGAGGACGGUCAUAUCAUGCUCUCUGAUUUUGAUCUAUCAUUAAGAUGUUGUGUGAGACCUACCCUUGUUCAGUCCAACGAGGAACCGUCUUGUCGGGUUUCUUCCUACUGUGUCGAGCCAUCUUCGUGCAUAGACCCAUCUUGCAAGCUAUCUGUUUGUGUGGAGCCUUCGUGCCUGCAGUUGCAGCCUUCUUGCUUCAAACCCCAUGUUUUCAAUUCUAAAAAGACGAAGUCAAGGAGUGCUAAACAAAAUUCAACAAACCCAGAUUCAUAUCCUAUGCUUAUUGCUGAGCCAACCAACGCUCGCUCUAUGUCAUUUGUUGGGACUCAUGAAUAUCUAGCCCCGGAGAUUGUAAGAGGCGAUGGACAUGGUAGUGCUGUGGAUUGGUGGACAUUUGGUAUUUUCUUGUAUGAGUUGUUGCAUGCGAAGACACCAUUUAAGGGCAAUGGAAACCGAGAGACACUAUUCAACGUUGUUGGGCAGCCUCUUAAGUUUCCUGAAGGAUCGAACAUCAGUUUUGCUGCUAAGGAUUUGAUAAGAGGAUUGCUUGUGAAAGACCCAAAGAAGAGGCUUGGGUUUCAGAGAGGUGCCUCUGAGAUCAAACAACAUCCUUUCUUUCAAAGUGUUAAUUGGGCUCUAGUUCGUAGCAACCAACCCCCACUGAUCCCAAAACCACUAGAUCUUGCAGUUUUGAAUGAGACUUUGAAGCCGUCAGUGCCAGUUAAUAACAAAGGAAACUCUGAUAAUUCGGAUAGGUCUUCAGGUCCUUACUUGGAGUUUGAAUUUUUUUGA